AUGUCUGAGGGAACUUAUGUGGAGGGAAGCUGGUACUUCUACGCCCCAAAUAAGGGGGCGGCCAUCUUCUUCACCGUUGCUUUCUGUGCAACCGGGGUCGUCCACGCCUGGCAGUCCACGCAUUACAAGUGCUGGAUCCUGACGCCACUCUUCCCGUUCUGCGCCCUUUUGUUCACUGUGGGUUUCGUCCUCCGCUCCAUUGGCGGCUGGCACUAUGACAUUCUGAAUGUGUAUAUUGCGAGCCUUUGCAUCACAUAUGCUGCACCUCCCCUCCUCGAGCUCCAAAACUACCAUGUCCUCGGCCGCAUCCUAUAUUAUGUCCCAUACCACUCACCGUUGCACCCGGGUCGAGUGCUGACGACCUUUGGUUUCAUCUCGGCCAUCAUUGAGGCGCUUAACGGGUGGGGGGCAUCGUACUCUGUCAACCAGAGCCUGCCUGACAGCCAGCGGGCCAUUGGCCACGGCCUCAUCAAGACCGCGCUGCUCCUGCAGCUGGUGGUGGCAGCGUGCUUCCUGCUCCUCGCGGGGACGUUCCACCACCGCUGCAGGAGGCAUGGGUCCAUCAACGGCCGCCUGUCGAGCACGCUGUUGACGCUGUACGUUAGCGUGGUGCUCAUCGUCGUGCGCACCAUCUUCCGCACGGUCGAGUACUUUGGUGUGGCCGCCGUCAACCUCAGCAAGAUCGAGGACCCCAUGACCCUGUCGCCCUUGCUCCGCUACGAGGCCUACUUUUAUGUCUUUGAGGGGGCCACCAUGAUCAUCAACAGCGCUCUCUUCAACGUUCGCCACCCCCGCCGGUAUCUUCCCGAGAGCAACAAGAUCUAUCUCGCCGAGGACGGGGUCACGGAGGUCGAGGGGCCCGGCUUUCAGGAUGGGCGGCCCUUCUGGCAGACUCUCCUGGAUCCCUUUGGCCUGUGGACGAAGGACAAGGCGUCCCAGGCGAAAUUCUGGGAGAAGCAGCCGACCCAGGUCGAGGUGAAUGCAGCCGAUCAAGGAAAGGAAAAGCCCCAACUAUCAUAA
Messenger RNA from Clonostachys rhizophaga, 1020 nucleotides. The record is from the annotation of a GenBank genome assembly. Lineage: Eukaryota; Fungi; Ascomycota; Sordariomycetes; Hypocreales; Bionectriaceae.